GGUCAGCGGAAGCGUGCAGUCUUCCUUUUGGCUCCAGCAGCUACCCGCUUCGUGUCGAAAUGGGCAAGUUCAUGAAACCUGGGAAGGUGGUGUUGGUCCUGGCCGGGCGGUACUCCGGGCGCAAAGCUGUCAUCGUGAAGAACAUUGAUGAUGGGACUUCGGACAGGCCUUACAGCCAUGCCCUGGUGGCAGGUAUUGAUAGAUACCCUCGAAAAGUGACCGCAGCAAUGGGCAAAAAGAAGAUUGCCAAAAGAUCAAAAAUCAAGUCAUUUGUAAAAGUUUAUAACUACAACCACCUCAUGCCUACCAGAUACUCUGUGGAUAUCCCAUUGGACAAAACAGUUGUCAACAAGGAUGUGUUCCGUGACCCUGUGCUAAAACGUAAGGCGAGGAGGGAAGCCAAGGUCAAGUUUGAGGAGAGGUACAAGACAGGCAAAAACAAGUGGUUCUUCCAGAAGCUACGGUUUUAGAACUACUCUUCCUGCUCAGUGAAUAAAAUGUUUAUUAAAAAUAAA
Molecule: messenger RNA, 515 nt
Organism: Gracilinanus agilis (Agile Gracile Mouse Opossum)
Lineage: Eukaryota; Metazoa; Chordata; Mammalia; Didelphimorphia; Didelphidae
Gene: RPL27
Product: ribosomal protein L27
Exons: 5
Coding region: 60-470 (136 amino acids)
Biological process (GO): translation
Cellular component (GO): cytosolic large ribosomal subunit; ribosome
Molecular function (GO): structural constituent of ribosome
Source: RefSeq, a predicted model, not a curated record